Molecule: messenger RNA, 627 nt
Organism: Thlaspi arvense
Lineage: Eukaryota; Viridiplantae; Streptophyta; Magnoliopsida; Brassicales; Brassicaceae
Source: the annotation of a GenBank genome assembly
AUGGCCCAAUUUGGUGUAAUCCUCACCACCACGCACGCGAAACUCUUGAGUAUCGAGAUGAAGGAAGACGACGCCUUGCCGACGACGACGACGGCUACAAGUACGGCGACGGGAACAGCUAUGGGGAAUUCGAAGAAGGAUAACUCAGACUCGGUAUUUUUCGGAAGAGGCCGUUACAAGUUCUGGGCGUUUGGUGCAAUUUUGCUUCUGGCUUUAUGGUCCAUGUUCACUGGCACAGUCACUCUCCGGUUAUCCACCGGAGAUCUGAACCAACUAUCCGACGAUCUCCCGAUUCAAAACUAUGAGAACCUCGACGUUCUGGAAAUGGAGGAGAGGGAGAAAGUGGUGAAGCAUAUGUGGGAUAUGUACACAAACAGUCGCCGGAUCAAAUUGCCUAGAUUUUGGCAAGAUGCGUUCGUUGCUGCUUACGAAGAACUCACCAGUGAUGUUCCUGGGGUUAGAGAUGCUGCUAUUGGUGAAAUCGCCAAGAUGUCCGUUCAGUCUAUCCGUCUUGAUCCACCUCCUUCUCGAUCAAUGGUGAUGAUUCUUGAUCUAAACUUAGCAGCGCAAGGGAAUUGGGAAGAAGCUUUAACAGAAUUCUACACAAAGCCAGCAGCAAGUAGCUGA